UUUAAUUUUAUUUGGUCGCCUGCUAACGGCGACAUCGGUUGCGUCUCGCCGAAAAAAAAGUAUAAUUGUCACGCUCCCGGAAUUUAGGAAUAAAUAAAAACAUUGAAUCAAUCAAAUAGAAGAACAAUCAGUGACAAGCUUUAGUCCGUGUUUAAACCGUUUUAGUUAACAUUUAGUGUGACCAAAAAGGACAUAUGUGGCACGGUCUUAUUUGGUGUGACCAGCUAUUAAGGACCCUGUGAGCUGAGCGCCAUAAUUAAAGUGCGAUCCGAUCGAAGUCAAUUCAUUCAGUUUUAUUGAACACUCAGCGCCCCGAGCGUUCCAUAAUCUCAACGAUUGGACAAUUGCAACUGUAACGCAAAGAACAAAAAUUGUCAACAAAGUCGUAAAAAUAUUCGCACACUUUGGCAAUAAAUAAAGUAAGACACAAGGAAACAAAGCAGAAGAGUGCGGGCAGUCACAAAAUAAUUACCAAAUAGGAGACGCACUUAAUACACAAUCGGAAAGUUGGCGCAACAUGAGCGGCUGGCUUUAAGUGGAAUAUCCAGCAGCAGGAGCAGCAGAACCAGCAGCAGGUGCCACCAGGGGGGAGAGGAGAGCUACAGUCGGGUCAAGGUCCAUUCGGCAACCGGAGCAAUAAGCCUAGAGCGAUACGAAAAACAUGGUUCACGGACCGCCAACUCGCAGAAAAUCCCAGCAACAGAAUGAGACCUGUGAUAUGGAUCUCGAGCGACAGCCCACUCCGCCGGACGGUGGAUGGGGAUGGGUGGUGGUCUUCGGCUCCUUCAUGAUACAUAUAGUCACCGAUGGCAUGACAUACUCCUUUGGCAUGUUUUACAAUGAGUUCCUGGAAUACUUCAACGAGGGCAAAGGUUACACGGCAUGGAUUGCUUCUAUAAUGGUGGGCGUAACAUUCUCAUCCGGACCGAUCAGUUCAUCGUUCGUGAAUAGAUAUGGAUGUCGAGCAGUUACCAUUGCAGGUGCCAUUUUGGCUGCCGGUUGCAUCAUCGUCAGCAUAUUCGCCCAGAAUGUCCUAACGCUGAUUAUUACGAUCGGAUUUGGAACGGGCUUGGGUUUCGGGCUUAUCUAUUUGCCGGCCAUUGUGAGUGUUACUCAGUACUUUGAGGCCCGAAGAUCUCUGGCCACAGGAAUCGCUGUUUGCGGGUCCGGAUUGGGCACCUUUAUCUUUGCUCCUCUAACAGAGUAUCUGAUUGGAAGUUUCGGAUGGCGUGGAGCAAUGUUGAUUAUGGGUGGAAUCGUGCUAAACUGUAUCAUCUUUGGGGCAAUGUUUCGGCCACUGGAGCUGGAGGCACCUCCAAACACACCACCAAACACGCCGAGCACUCCCAAGUUGGGCAAGAAGUCGGCUAUCAUCGAUCAGAAUACCACGCCGGCGGAACUGGAGCCCCUGAAGGUUCCACCCAAGGAUCAGUACCUGCAGCUUCCACAGCGCACAGAUACUCCGGUAUCAGGCGGCGCUCUCUGCCGAUCCAACAGUGUCGGUCACAACCUUAAGCCCAGUUUGAACAAUAACUCGAAUGGCGCCAUCAAUGGGCAGGGACCCACUUUGGUGACCCCACCGCAGGCGGUGGUGAAGAGCACUAGCAACGAUGACAUUGCCCGCAAAUGCCACAGCCAGUUGCAGCUAACUCCUUUGAGGGAUGCUCAUCGCGAAAAGAGUGCCAGUGGGACCAUGUAUCGGCCUGAUGCCCUCUAUCAGGGUUCCCUUCACAAUCUGCCUGACUAUGUGAGCUCCAGAAACGACCUCAACCGCUCCAUGUCCGGAUCCGGCGUUAUCAAGCGGUACGGAUCCCUUCGCCAGAACAACAGUGUAUCACAGAGUCAGGAGGAAACCAAAUGCUGUGGCUGCAUCACGUGUUCCAAGGAGACCCGCGACACGUUCGCCGAGAUGAUGAAUUUCUCGCUGCUGAAGGACAUGAUAUUCCUGAUCUUUUCCGUGUCCAAUUUUUGUACGAGCAUAGGCUUCAAUAUUCCGUAUCUCUAUGUGGCGGCAUAUGCGGAGACCUUGGAAAUUUCCAAGAAAGAGGCCAGCCAUUUGUUAGCCACGAUUGGCGUGGCCAACACAGUGGGCCGUAUAAUCCUGGGUUACAUAUCGGACAAGCCGUGGGUUAACCGCCUGCUGGUCUACAAUGUCUGCCUCACCGCCUGCGGAAUUGCCACUUCCAUGGUGUCGCUCUGCCAUGACUACCAAUCCCUGUCCUUCUACUGCAUUGUUUUUGGCUUCACAAUCGGUGCCUAUGUAGGUCUGACAUCGGUCAUCCUGGUGGACCUGCUGGGGCUCGACAAGCUGACCAAUGCCUUCGGGCUGCUGCUGCUCUUCCAGGGUAUUGCCAGCUUUAUUGGUCCACCCAUCGGAGGCUGGAUGUACGAUUUGACGGACUCGUAUGCGCCUGCCUUCCUGAUGGCCGGACUUAUGAUCGCCAUUAGUGGAUUAGUGAUGUUCAUUAUUCCGCCGCUCCAACGACACCAGGCCGCCAAAUUGGAGCAAAAGCACCAUGUUGAACACCUAGCCCUAAGUUAGUAAUCCACCCACUUCAUCCUCCGCCCCUUGUUUUUUGUUCAUUUCUAUUUUUUUUUGUUUUUUUUCUAUUGUAACUAUAAAUCUAGAGAUAUACUGAUGCACACGACACUUGGUUAGAUUAAGUCCUAGACCUAGGCCAGACAUUUAUGUGCGAGUGUAUGCCACAGCUAGAGCAUAUCUGAUUAUUUAUGUAUAGAAACCUUUCCCUGGCCCCUCAUUCCUCGCCCCACGCCCUACAUCCCAUUCCCAUAAAAACCUUCAUUGCAAAUGCAUGCAAAUGUAUACCUAUAUAUUAUGUACAUCAAUAACAAAGUGUACUAGAAAAUCUAUUGUUAUUCUAUUAUGACUGUAUGCCUGUGCGUGUGUGUGUCUGUGUAUAUGCCAUUAAAGAAAGCUUUUGUACAACAACAAA
Drosophila eugracilis is the source of this 2954-nucleotide messenger RNA. It is a transcript of the gene Mct1, whose product is annotated as monocarboxylate transporter 12. The record is from RefSeq and is a predicted model, not a curated record. Gene Ontology annotation, molecular function: monocarboxylic acid transmembrane transporter activity. NCBI's taxonomy places the organism in Eukaryota, Metazoa, Arthropoda, Insecta, Diptera, Drosophilidae. Gene Ontology annotation, biological process: transmembrane transport; monocarboxylic acid transport. The transcript has 9 exons. The coding region runs from base 662 to 2542 and encodes 626 amino acids.